Messenger RNA from Porites evermanni, 663 nucleotides. Lineage: Eukaryota; Metazoa; Cnidaria; Anthozoa; Scleractinia; Poritidae. The record is from the annotation of a GenBank genome assembly.
AUGUUGUCAGGGAAAAAAACCGUUCACUUUGUUCGCCACUUUCAAUCUACGUGGAACGAGACAGAAGAGAAAUUCAAACUGACGCGCCUUGAUAAGAGAUUACAGAGCGAGGAGUUUGUGGACGCUCCAUUGAGCGCCUUUGGCGAAGAACAGGCUAACUCAAUACGACAAAAAAUACAAGAUUUGAACGCAGAAGUUGCCAUUACUUCCCCUUUGAAGAGAGCAAUCGAGUCCUGUAUUCGGUCCUACGGAAAUCAAAACGUUCUUGCUUCACAUCUGUGUGCAGAGAUAGGAGAAUCGCUUUGCGACAUUGGAACUAUGAAAGAAAACCUUGUGAAGAUGUAUCCAUCCAUUGAUUUCAACAAUUUGCCUUCUAACGUUUGGUGGUUUGUGGAAGAAAAGCUGAAGGGUCAACUUACAGAUCCAAAAAAGUGCUACGAAUUUGUCUUAAACAACGGAACUUUCAAGUUGGGAGAAACCUUUACUGGCUGUCAUUUUCAGGGAAGAAUCGAGAGAUUUUAUGAUUUCCUGCAAAGCCAGCAUGAGUCAAAUAUCGUAGUUUUUUCACACAGUGGGUUUUUGAGAAGCUUCCUUUUUAAAUAUUAUGGGCGACCAUUUAGGCACACCAUUCAAAAUGGAGAGAUUUUAACGUACUCUUUGUAA